Messenger RNA from Fonsecaea monophora, 366 nucleotides. RefSeq lists its product as hypothetical. Lineage: Eukaryota; Fungi; Ascomycota; Eurotiomycetes; Chaetothyriales; Herpotrichiellaceae. The record is from RefSeq and is a predicted model, not a curated record. Bases 1 to 366 code for a protein of 121 amino acids. The transcript has a single exon.
AUGACCGACCCUGCGCCAGUCGCCUCGAGUAUGGUGCUGAUUGAGCUGUUGAUCUUCUUCUCGACCACCUGCAUGUGCGCGGGUAGCUUAUUAUUCUCUGGCGUCUUGAAAAUUCUCCCCAAGUACUCAGCGAUGUUCAUCUUCUUGACGCCGUACGUGUCCGCGCAGGUGAUGAUGGACACACCCACGCGCAUGAUCGUGUGUCGGCGAAGCCGUAUGAAGGAGCCGAUAGAGUGGCGACACAAUGACCCCGAACAUCACCACGGCAUAAACGCGUUCAUCGACAUCCACGAGGACGUAGCCAUUCGCAACAACGCCAUCAUGAGUAGCGAGAACAACAGGCACCAAGGGCAAGAGCCCGAGUAG